UUCUGUGGCGCUAUCGGCGACAUCGAACAUUUCACUUGUGUUGAUUUCUGAAACUUGUUCAUCUGAGGCACUUCCACAAGGCGUUAUCUCCGUUUUCGUGCUGCAAUAAUGUUUAGCCGGCACUGUCCUUAGUAUCAACGCCACCUUGUAUUCUAUGAAGAAAAAAAAGAAAGAGAUAGUAACAUACAGAAAUCAUCAGCACCAAACGCUAAACAAAGUGCAUCAAUAGCUUCCAGAAACUGCUCCGUAUAGACUGUUUCAUUUGGUAUGGCCGCUGUCUGGUCUAGAAAGGACUUGCGGCUGCCAGCGGGAGGCAUGGGCGCGCCACGUCUCAGUCAGCGGAACCGCGGUCCGCCGUGCGCGCGAAUACGCGCGUGCACGGCGAUGACUAAGCACCUGCGGUCUCCGAGCGUCUCCGUCUGGGCCGCUCGUGAGGAGGCGCUGGCGACCCUCCCCCUCGUGCUGCAGUGCGCGGCCGGUGGCGCCGCCCCUCCGCGCGCGCGCACUGCUUGGGCCCUCCCCUCGUGCUGGCGAUCGUCCUCGCUGCUGCCACUCGUGCGGGCGGCUUCAAGCGGCGCUGGACGUGUGGGCCACCGUUGCGGGCGUUGUGCGGCAGAGCGGAACCACUCCGGGAACCUCGUGGCUGCUCCGUUCGGGACGCCGGCGGGAGUCGUGGAGCAGUGGAGACGCGAGGAAAGCGAUGCCGCCUGUGGGCUGCGGUGCUAGGAGGCCUGAGUAAGUCCGGUCGAGGCUGAGAGAAGAGAUAUCGGGACUCGCUGCCAGUAUUCGUAUACUAUGAUGGCGGCCUGGACGCGCUUCGUGGUGUUUCGGGAGGUGUGCUUGGCAACCAUUUUGGUGGCGGCAGCAGCAGCAAUAUUGGUGGCCCCAUUAGCCUCCACAUCGGACCUUCCUGCUGAGCCGGUUGGCAGCGGAGAGUACUCGGAGGCAGACAAUGGUGACUACGCCGAGGAAGAUUCUAAGGAUCCCAGCAUCUUUGGCUCGGACUACGACGAAGGAAGCGGAGAUUUCGACAACCUGCCACCAAUCCUACCACCCCUGAUACCUUAUGGAAUCAUGGCGAAAGCAGCUGAGGCUACAGAAACCUACGAAGCCACGACUCCAGAGACCCACUAUAUCGACAGAACAUCUGCAAAAACAGAAUUUGACGUGAUUUCGGAGCUGGACAUGUGCUACUGUACCGCCAACUCCACUACUGCCCGGGGUCCUGCUGGCCAGGAUGGCAAAGAUGGUCCUCCCGGCUUGCAGGGUCCUCCUGGUCCGAUGGGUUUGCAGGGUCCACCAGGACCGCAAGGGCCACAAGGACCACAGGGCGUUCCCGGACAACAGGGUCCAGCAGGACAGCCCGGAAUAGAUGGUUUGCCAGGAAUACCCGGACCGAGGGGCUUGCCAGGUCCCCCUGGACAGCCAGGUCCUUCGGCCCCGAGAAUAUUUGAGUUGGACAACGGCUACACGUCGGGACUGUUCAGCGGUGCAGGCCCGUUCAAUGGCAGACCCGGCCCGGGAGGACCGCAGGGCUUGCCGGGACCUCGAGGUCACCAAGGUCCAAAGGGUGACCAAGGGCCUCCUGGACCGAAAGGACGAGACGGGCAUCAGGGACCACCCGGUCCACGCGGGGAACAGGGUCUGGCGGGCUUGCCUGGUCUUCAUGGACCGAGGGGACCCAUGGGACCAGAAGGACCGCAGGGACCGAAGGGUGAACCCGGAGUGGGCCUGCCAGGACCUCCCGGUCCACCAGGUAGCGUGUACGCCGUGCCACGAGACAGUGAGCUCGAGUUUGGCAGCAGCAGUCUCUCAUACCUUCCUGGACCAAAGGGCGAUAAAGGAGACAGGGGAUUUACUGGACCACAGGGACCACAAGGAAGAAUGGGCCCCAAGGGUGAGCCUGGACUGGACGGCAUCCCCGGUGCGGCUGGAUCUAAAGGAGAUCGUGGUGAACCGGGUCUCAUUAACUACCAGGAAUUCGAAGGGAAAACUGUCAUAUUAGAGAAGGGCGAGAAAGGCGAACGCGGCCGCCGGGGACGCAGGGGCCCGCCUGGACCUCCGGGAGCCCUCGUCGACGAACACGGAAGAAUGGUUGCCGAAGGACCGCCUGGACCCAAAGGAGAGCCCGGAGAAUCGGUGAAAGGAAGCAAGGGUGAGCCAGGCCAGCCGGGACCACCGGGGCUGGGCACGUUCCUGGGAGCGGAUGGCCUCACAUACGUGACAAGGAACGAACGGGGUGAACCUGGCCCACGUGGGCCUCCAGGAGAGCGGGGACCCAUGGGAUUCCCAGGGCUCAAGGGCGAAAGGGGUGAAAGUGGGCCGCCUGGACCUCCAGCUUAUGGAUCAGGCCGUGGAGAAAAGGGAGAACAGGGACCCCCAGGGCCACCCGGACCCCCUGGGUUGAGCCAUUGGUCCGACACUUCUAACACGAUCAACACGAGAGGGGGACAGAUCGUUCCUGGACCUCCAGGACCUCCAGGCCCUCCGGGGCCGCCUGGUCCUGCAUAUAUGCCACCCAAGAACACCGUCCCUCCGCCCUCCAUCGUCCCAGGGGCGGUGACGUUCAAGAACAUGGAGUCGCUACUGCGCAUGUCCGACAUCAGCCCCCUGGGAACACAGGCGUUCGUGCUCGACGAGGAGGCACUACUCGUCCGUGUCAGCAGUGGCUGGCAAUACGUGGCUCUCGGAUCUCUGGUACAGCUACCCAAGAAGACGACAACGACUACGUCAACAGCAUCGCCACUGUUGCCGCCAGAUAGUCUGCGACUCGACGGAUCUGCACCAAAGCUUCGCGUGGCGGCAUUGAACCAGCCGUGGACGGGCGACCUGCACGGGGUGCGGGGCGCCGACUACGAAUGCUACCGCCAGUCCCGGCAGGCGCACCUGCGGGGGACGUUCCGCGCCCUGCUGGCGUCGCGGGUUCAGAACCUCGACAGUAUCGUUCGGGCCAAGGACGCCGACCUGCCGCUGGUCAAUCUCAAGGGCGAGGUGGUGUUCAACUCUUGGCGAGAGCUCUUUUCCGGCGGUGGUGGCAUGUUCCCUUACCCACCGAGGAUCUACUCAUUCGAUGGCCGCAACGUCAUGACCGACAGUACCUGGCACCGCAAGAUGGUAUGGCAUGGCGCUGACGUGCUGGGAUCCCGCGACAUGGAGAACUAUUGCGACGCGUGGCACUCGGGCGCUCCCGCCCGCUAUGGCCUCGCCUCCUCUCUUUUGGGAUCGCAGGCGCGACUGCUUGGUCAGGAACGCCACUCGUGCGCCAGCAGCUUCGUGGUGCUGUGCGUCGAAGUCACCAGCCAGCAGCACGACCAACUGGAACAGCAGCACGGAAGGCGGCGCAAACGUCACUCGGGUGGCGGCGAAGAAGGCAACCGCUCGCUGUCUCUCACAUCCCACCAAGCGGUCGCGGCUGAAAGCGACAGUUCGGAAAAAAAGCAAUCGGCACUGCAUUCUACUUGGGAGGAAUGGUGGAAGUCUCUGUGGCACUGAGGAUGAAACAGCGAGGACCGAAAGAUUACGAGCAAUGAUAAGGUCGCGUUUUCAUCCAAUGCACAGCAGCAUGAACACUCGUCUUUCUGUUCUUCCUUUCUUUCUCAGCUGGAUAGAUAAACCUCCAGAGGGGUCACAAUCAUUUAAUUGCGCAUUGAAAUACCGAUGACAAGUUAGACAGACGAUUACAAAAAUGAUAUAUGAUAUACAAUGAUAAAUCGUGCAGUUGGAUGAGAAAGCACUGCGUACAUAGAUUUCAAGCAGCUAAUUACGCCAGUAGUUUUCUCCCGAGAAGGGCUAAGCGUUGCACCGUGAGCAGUCGUUCGCGGUAUAGGAUUAAAGCUUCAUAUUGGAAUGUACGUAUGCGUAUAGAAGCCGGCAAGCACGUUACAGGAAAGUGGGGGCGAUUAAGUGCCGCUGAAUAUUUACCAAGCUGACAGCUGCGUCAGCAAAACGGAUCAUUUUAACGUAGCAUGGUUUAGUCGAUAGUAUUCGUGGCCACACUGCCGAACAGUGAGUGCGCAGAUGAUCUCACAUAAGUGUCAAAUAUUGGACUGCCACGGACCCACAAGCCUGAUGCCGAAGGCCUAAGAAUGGACUGCAGCAAAUGCGCAAGCAAGCAUUCACUGGUAAAUGGCACAGCUUUAAUUUGCUGCGUAAUUUUUCUCGCCGCCAGGCGAACUCUAAAUAUUAAUAUCGGUGAGCAGGUGACUAUUUGGCUUGAUGAUAGUCCUCGCCGGUUUACGCAUCACUUGUGAAGUGAGAAGCGAUCAGUGUGUAGUUGUGAAAACGUGUUCGCCAGUUCAUUUUUCUUGCUAUGUUGCAUGAUAAAUGCACGAAGCGUUCCCCCCAGUGGCCACACACGUACUUGCUUAUAUUUAUUUGUUUCGCUCAGGUCAGGUAAUGCCAGGCCCACGAAGAACGCGAAGAAAGUAGCUUACAAAAAUACGAAUGUUUUCUUUCUGCUGGCCAUAUUUCACACUUUCUUGUAUCACUGAAAAGAGGCAGGUGCUUUUUAUGAGCGCUGCAUCGAGAGGAUGCUCAAUGCAAACGUUGGCACAGCUGCCUGUAGGGAAACCGUGUCCAAUGAAACGAGCGAUGCGCACAGUGCCAGAGCAUGUCAUAGCGAAGCUCCUGCGAGUACGAUCCACGGCCUUGUCUCAUGUGUGCUGUGCUCGGCUAUACGCGUGACACGCUGCGAAUGUUCGACGAUUGUCGGGAGUUAUUGUGUCAAACAAAACUUCGACGAGUUUUUCACUCACUCUAGCAUGAUUUGUUGUGACACACGCCGGAGGGUGACGUUAGUACACGACGUGAAUGAGCUCCUCUUGAAAUCAUUCGAAUGAUAUGAGCUUCCAGUAAAAAAAAAAAGAAGAAAAGAAAACUGCGGGAGCUAUAAAUACGGACAACGGAGGAACACAGGACAAGCGCUGCAGGUCCUGUGUUCCUGCCUUCUCCGUGUUUAUCUCGCGCUGCUUUUUUUCGCCGAUGGAUUCGUACCAACUAGCUCGCAUUCAUACCUUUUUUAAGAUACGAUACGAGCGCUGCCCACGGAAGUUGCAGAAAGGCGGAAACCACGAGAAAGAAAACGGAAUUUCGAUGCGGCGCUCGGGUAGAAAAUGGGCGGUGUAUUGCGCAUCCUUCGCUACACAGUCGUGGCCCUAAAAUGUUCUCUUAGUGUCAUUACGGUGUUCAGGCAAUUUCUGCGAGUAGCUGCAGGUUCGUUUAUUCUUGUAAAGAGACCAGUUUUACUGACGCUCAUUUAGCUGCACGCAGGGUGCGUUCAAGCAAUGUGGUCAUCGUAUUCUGUGACCGAAUUCGCGUCUUGAUUUUUCUUUUUUCCAGAGUAAGUGCGAACCGUAUCGCAUGGCGCGUUGUGCGACGCUUUCUUUGCGCAUCUAAUUUAUCCAACUGCCGGUUUAUUUCCUCCUAUGAGCUAUUUUGUCUCUGAUCUUGCCGACAUCACGACAGCGUUAGAUCUAGGUUGGCCUACUUGUUCAACAGCUUUGAAAUAUAAGUUAAUAUAAAAAUCUCACCGUACCAGUUGUACUCGCAGGAAGGCCCUGAAGUGAAAGCUUGUCAGUGAGUUGUUUUUUUAACACACUGUGCGUCACCCCCGCGUGAAGCUGUCGACCAUUGUCGGAAUAUGCGGAGGAAGUUUCCACGGUUGUCGCAUUAAUUGAAAUUGAGAUUACCCGCAGUCCAAGCAAUUGGAGCUAAUUGUACGAUGCAGUAUUACGAUUUCAUAAAACAUAGCUGUCUGCACAAGGCAAAUGGCCAGGCUUCUACACGUCCAUUCACGGUCACAGAUAGCAUGACAUAGCAGGCAUCCAAUAGGUCACAGUUCGAAAUGUCUAUAGCGCCUGCGUUUUCUUGUUUCUUGCCAUUCGGUGCAGUUCGAACGUUUCAUUCACCUUGCACCGUUAAGUGCGAACAUGGAAACCGGAGUUGACGGUUCACUCGAUAUUUCAUGAUUUCCUGAAAAUGCAGCCGCACAAGUGCGCAGUUUGUGUGUCUGCGGCUUGCAUGGUCGAUGGAUCGUAAAAAAACACGAUUCUUUCUCCAUAACCUUAAUCUUUUUUAAGCACAUUCAUCAAUCGAGACACAAGCACUGUUCGCGUUACGAAAAAGUGAUAUCUAUACACGUACCCUCGUUUCACGUUGCCUUCUUAUCUUCCCUGUGUUGCACCACAUGUCGCGAGACAUCGUAUCUCUAGUGCACAAAAACGCGUGUCCUUUCUUGGAACUCAAUGAAGCCUUUUUUGAAUUAUGCCCAAGAUUUUAGGUCAUAUUCCUCCUUUGCUGUAGAGGUCUAAACAGCACAAAUGCUUUCUUGGUCUGCUUCAUCUGAAAAUAGCCAUCUGUCAGAUAUCAGUAGCAGCUGCUGGGACAGAUUAUGUGUUCUGUGUUUGUGUGUGUGGUUGCCAUGGGAUGUCAGUAUUUUGUGUCAGAAUGCCGGAGCAGCAGACUAACACGUGCCACUUCGACGUAUUCUGGUUAAGGUGCUCUUCGUGAUAUGAUAACAGUCGUCUCGCAGGACUGAAUACGCGUGUGAUCUAGUCUUUCAUGCCUGUGCAAAUUUCUAACCACUGUCUUGUAGUUUGCCAUCAGCCCUCUGUCGAUGUGUUAAUUAUCAGCCGGAGUAGAAAUUACGCGAUCACAAGCGGUUGAAGGAAAUAUUAUCUGCGGUUGCAAGCGAAGGGAAGCUACGCUAGAGACCCGCUGAGGCGACAUUUUCUUCACUGAUGAUUCAAGGUUGCAAGUUUCUUUUUCUAUCGCUAAAAAUUGUUGCUCAACGAGAAGACACUCACUUUUUUUCGUUUCUGUAUUAACCUUUCUUUCUAGAAAUAAUUUCAUAUAGCUUUCACAACUACAUUUGCAACCAAUGUUUGUAGCCACAAUGUCGCUAAGAAGUCGCAUUGCGAAGAAAAAGAAACUUUCCGCUAAAUCUGGAUUUUAACUUUCCCCUUACGCAUUGAUAUACUAAAUUACAUGAACUGGGAAAAACAAAUUCCUCCGCGCUUUUUCAGCCGUAGCUUGCAUGUACGAUUGUAUUUCCUACUGAAAUUUCAGAGGUCAGUUAAAAGCCAUCAAUUCGUGCUAAUUUUAUAACUGAAGUUCGAUACAAUGCCAACAUCGAGAUAUAUGAGCAUAAAGCUUUCGACGCCAAAUAUUGUUGUUUCAGGAUUUCAAGAGGUCCCAUACGAAAUAAAUGCAGCUAGUAAUAUAAGUGGCAGCAACGCGAAUAUGACAAUAUUAGUAUUACCAGUAGCACAUAUUGCAACAACAAAAAGAUAAAGCUGGGUGAUAUGACGAUGCAAUUACGAAUGAAAUUGAGGUUUCCAAUGUUUAUGAGAUAGAGUGUGUGACUAUAGCAACUAAGUAUUAGUGUUUAGAUUAUUACAUAGCACCAAUGUAUGCUAUUGUCGGAAUGUCAAACUUAGCGCAAAUUUUGAGGAAAAGAAGAGCGAUGACGCUUUAAUCUUCUCUUUCGUCAUCUUGAUCUCGGGCUUGCGCUGAACGAGAGCAAGAAUUAAGAGUUCCAGUCAGCCGACCUAUUGUAUCAUUGGCUAUAAUUAACUGCUUUAGAUACAUGUCGUGUCGAGGCGGGAAUUUUAUUUAGCGAACCCGAUUCUUAUUCACGAUACUUGUCAUUCGCCGCCCACCAUUCGCCAUCGCUUCACGGAUGCUCUCGUCGUCACGUCGGCAGCUGCUAACACUAACCCCAGCCAAUGAGGCGCCGAUCUUACGUAAGAGAAUUUCUGUGAAUCCAGGACCUCGUUUGGUUCGUGUUUAUCUGGUGAACUUGUUGACAUAACCCGGAAAGUUCAUUAUUGAGGUAUGAAUAUCGGUAACAAGUCAGUUUUGUAGGCAUUGCCACAAUUGUUGACACAGUAAGAAAUUUCAACUUGAAAAAAGUAAUACAUAUCAUCUUGAAUGCGUGUGCUUUAUUAUAAAGCAUGCGCACAUUGCUUAUGCGUGCUGCACUUAAGAAGAGCUCUUUACACUACUUUGGAGUAAGUAUCCACUACGAAGCAGAGAAAUUUCGCGUUCUAAAAAAUCUGGCCGAUAAGGUUUUACGCGAGGAUUCAUGGAGCCGUAAGGAAGGAAUGAAAUGUUCUCCCAAAGAUUUCUCACUGAUUCAAUGAAAAGAAGGAUAAAACAAUCUUUCAUAAUAUCAACCUAUAGUUGUCGUCAGUGCCGUAACAACUAUUCAUUUCGGUGGAGCGUUACACUUGAAGAGGAGAAAACAUAUAUUUCAGAACACAUGCCAUAAUUCUGCAGAGUGACUUCAUUCAAUUAUUGAGUACAGCAGUUGUUGACAUGAAAACUACUACAUAUCGAUGGCAGAACUUGACAAGUGUGGGGCUAACGACUCGGAAAACAUCAUUUUGUUGCAUUUACAAAAAAAAAAAAAAGCUGUUUUAUAUACUGAGACAGGCAUGGUGAAAUGACACACGCUCUGCUGUACUCUCUCAAAUUUUAUAGAUGCACAGGGCCUGUAUUUAUACCGUUAGAGUCAGAACUUACCCAAGUACAUGUAGUAAAGUGACCACUGUACAUAAAUCAAAUUUGUACGCUAUAAUGUCCAGCAGGAGUGCGCUUUUUCUUCAUUUUAAUAUGUGCGUAGGCCCAUUUUCUUUUACUAUAGACGAGAUGGUAAAAAAAAAAAAAGUGUGCCGCAAUGCUGUUUUCGUUAUUUGUACUCGUCUUGUGUACGAGUACAGACAGGCUGCCGGAGGUCCGCAAGAGGCGUAGCUGUUCGAAACGUAAAAAGAAUAGUUUCUACGGAGAAACUGUAAUAGAGCGUUUCAGGGGAGCCAUGAAACAGAAAUCGCAGCUUAGUUCAAUCUUUUGCUAGAGUUCUGCUAAGUUAGGAAUAAGUGGGCUCUUGCUGCAGGUAGUUUAAACACAAUUCUUGAUUGAAGCAAAUGCUUCCAAGGCAAUAGCAUAUCAGAUGUCUUAGUAAGAUUGCGAAGGAAUAAGGGAACAACAACGUCCAAGAAUGGUUUGUUUCGCUUUUCUCGUAAUGACAUGGUCUAAUUCAUUUGCACCCAUAAUGCAAAAGAACAGGUGUUUCCCAUGGGUCCCAAGGUUAUGGAAUGACUAUGAGAUAGGCUGCCGCCCACCUAUGUUGUUCUCUGUUGUUACACGAACAGUCGCUUAACCUGCAGAACACAAACAUUCUUGAUGAUUUCACUCUGGAUUAAACAUUUAUUUCUGCUCAAAUAACGCGAACGCUCUUUUUUAUAAGUCGCAUUUUUUUUAUUUAUCGCAAUCGCUGACUAAGCUGGUGUAAGGAUGCGGAAGUCACCCUAUGCACAACUGGCUUUAAAAAUCAGAAAUAAAACUAAUGCUGAGAAUUAGCGUAGAUACAUAAUAUGCCACGACUAUCUUUCGGAGACCACCACGUUUUCUUUUCUUGUUUUUUUUUUGGUAUCUACACGUAACAAUAUUCGGGAAGCUUUUCGCCGUUCUAUUGGAAAACAGCACCUGCGCAUUUUCCUGUUAAACACGGCACAUCGUCGACCAGGCAAUGUUGACAAAAUCGUUGUCAAAUAGCAGGCAACCGAACCAUUGUUCACACAGUUUCUCGACAACGCAUACUGCGGUUGGCGUGGUUCAUGCCGAGUCUUAAAGAUAAUCUGACCAUUGCAUGUUUCUAAACCGCCUUGCAGUUGGCGUGUCAAAAAAGAGUCAGGUAUUGACACAUGUUCUGCGAAUUACCAAAUGCUGCAGUGAUCUUGUUUUAAUCGUUGUUGUCUACAUGUGUUCACUGACAACGCAUAAUUAGAAUUACUUGGAAUGAUUCAGUCAAGUGCAAUCGUUCUCAAAACUCUUCGUCUAGAUCCGCGUCUUCAGAGUAUUUCAGGCUACAAUUCUACGAUUCCAAUUCUACGAGGCUACGAUUCCAAGGCUACAAUUAGGAUAAGAGAACGAAUAAUUAAUUAUUGUAUUAGUGACGCUGCAGUCAGGAUCGGCCUAUUUUGUCGGCAAUGAAGUGCGAGAAUGUGUUUCUAAUCGAGUGCGUCGCUUGUUACACAGCAACUGUGCCGCUAAGAGCGAAUUAGGUAGGUUUCUGCAUAUGGCAGAAAAAAAAUACCUCUUGGCCAAACAUUUUUAACCUCCUAGCGGUUAAUUGAUCUAGCAAGUGAGAAUGCGCCGGCACUGGCCGUAUUAAAGCUACUACGGCAUGUGUCUACCACGAACUUUUCAGCUUACUACAAAGUAAAAAAAAAGCUUUCAUCUCUUUAAAACUUCCCUCUUCACAUCAUGUAAUAGCUGUUCUGCACGAUUACUUCUGAAGAGUAAGGAAGAGGCUAAGCUGAGACGCCGUUACCACGGGCGCACAAUGUCAUUGUAAUGUUUUUGACAUUGCGACACUGUCGAGUUGACUUCUGCAUGCGCACAGCUGAUUGAAAUAUGCCUCCAACGCGAAGGGAAAGGUAGUGAGAUGAAAUAUAAAAUUGAGCUUAUUUUGGCCAAUCGGAUAUCACCGUCCAAUAAAAUCUUCAGAAAUGUUAGCAGCCGUUAUAAUCUUUUACCCAAUAUACUUUUAGCAUAUCUUAGGAAAAUUAAUUGAACAUUAACCUAAGCUUUAUGCUUCCAGCUAAAGAAAUACAAUUUCAGUGAUUGAAUACGAGAAGAGACAAUGCAGGUAGAUUGGCUCACCUCUUCUGAUUACCAAUAUUGUUUUUUAUCGCGUUUGCUUCCUGUAAUGCGCUUGAGAGCAGCGUACAAAAUGCUGUGAGCAAAUAAUCAUAAUCUGUUUGGCGAGAGUCUGUGUUGAAACCACACGAAGGCGCAAGGAAUGAAGCCAGCCAUAUUGUUUCAACUGCCAUAGAAAUGCGCUUUAUUACGCGAAUCGACAUCAAUACAAUUUCACAUGUAUUCUUCUCGCCGCCCUGCAGCUGACAUAGUAGAGUUAUUCAGCAACUUGCAGACAUGGAACAUAUACUUUUGGAAAACGACUGCGUCGUUCGCUACACAUUUCUUUAAACUCUACGAUUGAGGUGAUAGGAGACACUGUACGCACAGACAAGCAUGUUUCGAGAAAGUGACACCACCGUGACAGCAGCAUAUGAAUGCUUACUCUAGUCGAUAGCCUAUGGUCAUGAAUGAUUGCUGCAACAACUCAGAACCAAUGUUUAACAAGCGCCAAAGUUAUGGCAUCACUACUGGUAACUGGCAUUGACAAGAACACUAACAAAUUUGGCUUGAACGUUUGCAGUAAAAAUUCAGGACGGAGAGAUAUUUAUGUAAUAGCAGUGCUUUAGAUUUGAUAUUUAUGCAUCUCCAAGAGCGAAACCACCUUCUAUUUUUUUCUAACCUCGUGACAUUUCCAAGCUUCACUGACAAUAACCCCAACACAGCAUCUCAAAACAUGGCUUCCUGAGUUUUAGAUAUGUAAAAAUGCAGGUGGCAGCAACGAAGUAUUAAACGACCACGGCGGCCGCAUUUUGAUGGGGGCAAAAUGCGCGCAAAUCCGCGUACUUAGAUAUAGGUGCACGUUAAAGAACCCCGGGUGGCCCAAAUUUCCUGAGUCCCCCACAACGGCGUGCCUCAUAAUCUGGUCGUGGUUUGGCACGUAAAGCCCCAUAAUUUUUUUACGUAUCAACCGGCAAGAAAAUGUCACUGCGCGUACAAAACCGCCAAAGCGACUGGCAGAAGUCGUGUACGUGCCUAAAGUUCUAUUGGCUCUUGCACAUAAACGACACAGUUACAUCCCCGAUUGAAACCAGAUUGUUCCGUAAUCGACAAACUUAGUACAGCUGAAAAUAUUAGUAUCCUGCGCGUAUAGCCCGUUGUGGAAGCCGGUAGACGCCCUGAUGUUUAUACAACCGUUCUCUGCUUUUUGAGAAGUGUUUUACAUCACUGGGAACUGAACAGCAUUUUGUACACGAGUGUGCUUCUUGAGCAAAGCUAUACAGCAGAAGGCGGGAUGGGGCGCGUAAGUCUCUCCACUUUUGCAAGUGUUCCUAAACAUUACACUGAGUGAACAGUAACCUACGCGAGCAUCGUCAACACCUGUUUGUGUGUGUGUGUGUGUUUUGUCCACCUUGAGCUGGAGGGGUUAAUUGUAGACAGCAGCCUGUUUGUGAGCCAUAGUCAACAUUUCUCGGCUACGCGCUGUUGCUUUGCUAGCUUAUCUCGAAUAUGUGCCAAAUAAGAUCAACGCUGUUUUUUUCAGUAGCAGGAGAUUGCUUUAUGGUGUACACAACCGUCUGCGACAAUCAGGGAGACACUUGGGACGGGACACUAUUGAGCCGAUAAAUCCUUAUGAGAAUUUUUUUUUUUUCCUAUCGCUCAUUUUUACUGACUAGCAUGCAAUCCGAGCAUACCAAACAAACCAAGUGUGGGUAAACUUUAACGUAUGGUUGAAGUUGUGACAGGAUGCCUAGCUAAUAAUUAAGUGGGGAGCGUUCGAAAUAAAAGUUUAAUUCCGCUCGUCCGAUCUGUAUGGUUACGCAUUCGGCACACUCUCACUUUAGCUCCCUAUUAUCAGCUGCCUGGAGCUAGGAAAAAUACACAGGCAUAAUUGAGCGAGAGAGAUAACACUCAGCUAAAAUAGACUAACAUAGGUAACAGAUUUUCAUUUUUUUUUUCUACGCGUGUUAAUGUCGUCUUGCAGAGUAGAAAUCGGCAAGAAAGCGCCCAAAUCCCUACUCUAGCCAUCCUUUUACAGUUCCCACUUUCAGAAAAUGAACUUUAAUGUAUAGCGCUCCGCUUGGCAUCGCCCUUCAAACUUGGUUGCAGUUUGGUUUCUUUCUUUCUUUUUGACAGCAGGCGCAGCAACCUUUUGAAAAAAAAAAAACUUGCUUUUUGCUUCAACACAUCUACAUGUGGUGUCAUCUGUGAAAGCACUGUUUGUAUUUACACAUGAGGCUAUCACAGAUUAGACAAGUGCGCUUUAUGGCUAUUUGAGUCACUUUGAAUGAAGCAUUUAUGAAAUUUGGGAAUGAGUAAGAUGGAAUGUCCUAAACACAGAUGCAUUAGCGCGCCGCACGCUUGGCCGGGAAAGUUCACUUGGUGUGUGCAUGUCUAUAGUUGCGUCCGUGCCCUGUUUGGUUUCGACGUUUUCGUUUUUUGAGUGUGAUAGUAGGUCACCGUAGAAGUGAGUAAACGCCAACACGUAAAGCAAUAUUGAUCCUUUAGUCGUUUAGGAAUUCAAUGUCUGUAACUCGUGCUUUACCGUGGAAUAAACAUCUCUUUUAUGUGAAACGUC
Molecule: messenger RNA, 13219 nt
Organism: Dermacentor andersoni
Lineage: Eukaryota; Metazoa; Arthropoda; Arachnida; Ixodida; Ixodidae
Gene: Mp
Product: collagen XV/XVIII-type protein multiplexin
Cellular component (GO): extracellular matrix
Source: RefSeq, a predicted model, not a curated record